UGCUCUAGUAGUUGUAAUAGAGUGGGAUAUGAUCAAGAUCCACAAUAACACUUAUUUCUUAUAAUGUUGUAUGAUUUUCUUUUCUAGUAAAAAUACCCGGAAGACAGUUUGAUCCAGAGCUACCCUUCAAUCGCCUUCGGAUUCCUGUUUACACUCCAGAGAUCGAAUUGCUCUACCCGCAAAAUUUUCGAAAACCAACAAACUCUCGAAUCAGCAACCGAAAGUGGAUUUGAAUUUGUUUUUGCUUAAGUGAGUUAGCAACAUUCAUUAGCAAGGUGUCGUCUUGUCGUGGUAUUACCUAUCCUGUGGGUUCAAUUCAUAUCCUGUGUGUGGUGUAUGUGAAUGUAAACUGUUACAAGGACAAAGCCAAAUUUGUAAAUAAAUCUGACAAGCACCAAAGCAAACCAGAUAAAGAAACAAAUGUUUUAGGGAUACCAAUAAUAUAAGAGAUAAACAAAAUAUAAUAAGAUUAAGAAACAUAUCUUAGACAUGUAUAAGGUCUAUCUUACACUCAUUAAACAGGGAACAGUAUCUCAGACAUAUAUAAACUCAAACUUGCAAGCUUACACGAAACAAAACAAAAAGAAAACAAGUUUAAUUGGUUCUUCAGGCAAGUAUGAUCAUGUGGUAUUUCUUCAUUUCUUGUAUGUGAAUGUGAUACGUCUGUAUAUACCUAAUAUUCUAAUACAAUAAUUUUUCUGGCGCUAUUGAUAUUUGCAGACACAAGUUAUAUUAUGGACUAUUCUAAGAAGUUGUUCCUAGUACUUCUCUCAUGCGUAGCGUUGAUUAUCAGCUACAACAAAGUUGAUUCCUUAAGCACAACAUCAGUCGUCGGAUUGAACUACGGCCUCCUCGGAGACAACCUCCCAUCUCCGUCAAAUGUUAUCAAGUUCUACAAAUCUCAAAAUGUGGCGAAAAUCAGGAUAUUCGAGCCAAACAAGGACGUCCUAAACGCCUUGCGUGGAAACCGAGAGAUCGGAGUCACCGUAGGCAUCAAGAACGAAGACUUGGCGGCUCUUGCAGCCAACAAAGACACAGUUAAAUCCUGGUUCGCCACUAACAUUGAUCCUUACAUAGCCGACGUCAACAUAACAUUUAUUACCGUCGGAAACCAAGCGAUCCCGGGCGACAUAUAUGGCCCCCACGUGCUUCCUGUCAUUCAAUCUCUCACCGACCUCGUCAGGUCGAGAAAUCUCCCGAUCUCGAUCAGCACCACGGUCACUACCACGAGCCUAGCUGUGUUGAAACCACCUUCCACAGGAGUUUUAACACCCCGUACACCGAUAUUCGUCAAUAUCUAUCCUUACUACUUCUAUGCGUCCGACCCAAAGAACGUCCCUCUCGAGUACACUAAUUUCAAUACCGACCAGAUCGUGGUCAAGGACGGUGCACUAAAAUAUUCCAACUUGUUUGAUGCAAUUUUCGACGCUUUUCUGUGGGCAAUGGAGAAAGAGGGAGUGAAAGGUUUACCUUUGGUGGUGUCAGAGACUGGGUGGCCCUCUGCCGGGAAUGGAGGUAUGACGACGCCGGCUCUUCAAUAUACGUACAUUGGUAACUUUGUGAAGCAUGUGGCAAGCGGUAAAGGAACGCCUAAGAGGCCAAAUAGUAGAAUUGAUGGGUAUAUAUUUGAGACAUACAAUGAGAACCAGAAGCCAGUUGGAAUCUAUCAGCAUUUUGGGUUAUACGAUCCUACCGAGCCGACGCCAAUGUAUAAGCUCUAUUGAUCCUUAAGUGUUCAGUUUUUACUUUCUUAAGAAUUUGGGUUGUCACAAAAAUGCUCUAAUAAUGGUUGUUUAGGGAUUGAAAGACCAAUGGUAAUGCCAAUACUAGCGUACCCAUUUAAUAAAACUUUUCAUUUUAAAUUUAAGUUGGUUUCGAGUUAGCCUUAUAAGAAAUUUCAGUUUAGUAUUUGCCUGUGUGGUAGUUGGAACUACUAAAUUGCAGGAAAAACAUAUCGAGGAUCAAAAGAGCUUUGGUGUUUUAUGCAGCUCCUGUAUUUUUACUAGUAAAACUUUCUUUCCUGAAUUUUUUUUUUAAAUUUUUUUAAAAUCAAAGACGUCACCCAAAGGCCAAAGCACAACGAUAAUAGGUUCAGUGAACACUAAAUCUCUGUUUCCACAAUUUGAGAAAUACAGUACAAAAAAAAAAAAAAA
Arabidopsis lyrata subsp. lyrata is the source of this 2153-nucleotide messenger RNA. Its product is annotated as probable glucan endo-1,3-beta-glucosidase BG4. Gene Ontology annotation, molecular function: hydrolase activity, hydrolyzing O-glycosyl compounds. Gene Ontology annotation, biological process: carbohydrate metabolic process. Lineage: Eukaryota; Viridiplantae; Streptophyta; Magnoliopsida; Brassicales; Brassicaceae. Gene Ontology annotation, cellular component: plasma membrane. The record is from RefSeq and is a predicted model, not a curated record.